GCUGAUGCAGCUUUACGCCGGGCAGCGGCGGCGCCUGAACCGCGGGCUGCGGCGCAAGCAGCACUCGCUGCUGAAGCGGCUCCGGAAGGCCAAGAAGGAGGCGCCGCCCAUGGAGAAGCCCGAGGUGGUGAAAACCCACCUGAGGGACAUGAUCAUCCUCCCGGAGAUGGUGGGCAGCAUGGUGGGCGUCUACAACGGCAAGACCUUCAACCAGGUGGAGAUCAAGCCCGAGAUGAUUGGUCACUACCUGGGGGAGUUCUCCAUCACCUACAAGCCGGUGAAGCACGGCCGGCCCGGCAUCGGCGCCACCCACUCCUCCCGCUUCAUCCCCCUCAAGUGAGGGGGCCUCUCAAUAAAGGACCUUCCUCC
Messenger RNA from Chaetura pelagica (chimney swift), 369 nucleotides. RefSeq names its product ribosomal protein S15 (gene RPS15). Gene Ontology annotation, biological process: translation; ribosomal small subunit assembly. Gene Ontology annotation, cellular component: cytosolic small ribosomal subunit; ribosome. Bases 5 to 340 code for a protein of 111 amino acids. Gene Ontology annotation, molecular function: RNA binding; structural constituent of ribosome. NCBI's taxonomy places the organism in Eukaryota, Metazoa, Chordata, Aves, Apodiformes, Apodidae. The transcript is spliced from 2 exons. The record is from RefSeq and is a predicted model, not a curated record.